Messenger RNA from Kwoniella shivajii, 3180 nucleotides. RefSeq lists its product as uncharacterized. Bases 1 to 3180 code for a protein of 1059 amino acids. Gene Ontology annotation, cellular component: plasma membrane. The record is from RefSeq and is a predicted model, not a curated record. NCBI's taxonomy places the organism in Eukaryota, Fungi, Basidiomycota, Tremellomycetes, Tremellales, Cryptococcaceae. Gene Ontology annotation, molecular function: calcium-activated cation channel activity. The transcript is spliced from 14 exons.
AUGUCGAACACAAGUAGUGAUGCGUUAUCAGCUUCUACAUCCUCCUUCGUCACUUCGUUAGUGACGAAUAUAGUGGUUGCGGGGAUUGAGCUGGUGGCGUUUAUAGUAUUUAGAAGAUGGAUAAAAGCGAUAUACGAGCCAAGGACAUAUAUUCCUCCAAAGGAGAGUCAAGCGAUAGUUUUAGGGAAGAACAUAUUCACGCCUUUAUGGCAUAUAAUCAUGGCUGAUCCGGAAGAGAUCCUUCACAAAAACGGAGUAGACCCAUACGUUUUCGUUAGAUUUUUAAUCAUGAUGUCAAAAGCAAUGAUACCUAUAUGGUUGUUAUCGUGGUUGAUAUUACUUCCUGUGGAUUCGGCAAAAUCUACCGUUGGUCAAAAAGAUGGUUUGGAUAGAUUCACUUUUGGUAAUGUCGCCAAAGAUAAACAAAGUAGAUAUUGGGCUCAUUUAAUAUUGGAUUACGCGUUUAUAUCCUGGUUCCUUUGGCUCAUUUGGGGAGAAAUGCAACAUUGGCUUGUUGUAAGACAAAGGCAUCUUAUCAACCCAAGUCAUUCUAAACUUGCUCAGGCGAAUACCGUCCUGGUCACAGGUAUUCCUAAACAUUUUUUGGAUGAGGAGAAACUGGAGCAGCUAUUCCAGCAUCUACCAGGAGGUGUGAAGAGGAUCUGGCUUAAUAGAAAUCUCAAAGAAAUGCCAGAUUUAUUCGAUCGUAGGACUGUGGCUGUCAACAAGCUCGAAUCCGCUCAAGUGAAUCUAAUCAAAUUUGCUAGAAAAUGGAAAUUGCAAAAAGAACAAAAAGCAGAAAAAUUAGAACACAAGAAAAAGCCUAUUCCCGAAUCAUUAACAGGACCUAAUAACCCUCAAUUGUUACCUGGUAGUGAUGGACAAACGCCUUCUGGACCUCAUGGACCUGCGAGAGUCAUACAUCCCGAUCCUGAACAAGGUGAUGAAAGAGAACCACCUUUCCCGUCGAUUGAAGAAUUAGGUAAAGCGGAUCAACUUGUACCAAGAACCAAGAGACCAACCUAUAGAAUCAAACCUAAAUGGGCUCCAUUCGGUUUAGGUUUUCUGGGAAUAGGUCAAAAAGUUGAUACGAUUGAUUGGGCAAGAAAAGAAAUCGCCUAUUGUUCAAAAGAAUUGGAAAAAGGUAGAAAUCAAUUAGAAGCAGAUAUUGAAAGUCCAGGUACGAGUAAUGAUAAUUAUCCACCUCUAAAUUCGGCUUUCAUCCAUUUCAAUCAACAAAUUGCAGCUCAUAUGGCUGCUCAAUGUUUAACACAUAAUCAACCCUAUACUAUGGCAGCUCGAUAUACCGAGCAAUCACCUUCUAACGUCAUCUGGAGAAAUUUGAGUCUGAAUCCAUACGAACACAAAGUUAGACAGGCUCUAUCAUGGGCCGCUACGGUCGGUUUGAUCUUAGCUUGGGCUACACCGGUUGCCUUCGUCGGUGCUCUAUCUAAUAUCAAGACUCUUACGGACACGUAUCACUGGCUUGAUUGGAUCAACGGUUCUUCCUUCGGUAAACAACUUUUACAAGGUGUUAUCAGUGGUAUCCUACCGCCUGUUCUCUUGGCAGCUUUGAUGGCAAUCUUACCUAUCGUCCUGAGGCAAUUAUUGGCAUUUGAGGGUAUACCAAGUAAGACUGGUGUGGAGUUGAGCUUGAUGACGCGAUAUUUCAUUUUCCUCGUCAUCCAUACCUUCAUCGUCGUCACCUUGACUUCUGGUUUGAUCAGUUCGGUCAAAGCUUUCGCAGAUAAUCCAGGAUCAAUCGCUACUACUCUUGCGUCUCAAAUGCCCACUGCCUCAACAUUCUUCAUCACUCUUGUCUUGACCCAGUUUACUGGUACUAUGGGUACUUUGCUUCAGAUCGUCUCACUUGUUCUGUACUAUGUCAAAAUUGUGCUUUUUGGUGGAUCUCCUCGAUCCGUAUACCGGUCUAAAUAUAAGCUGAACACUCAAAACUGGGGUACCACUUUCCCUGGUAUCACUGUCUAUGCUGUUAUUAUGAUAGCAUACAUGGUGAUAUCCCCGAUCAUCAAUGGCUUCGGUGCGGCUUUCUUCCUUUUCGCAUAUCUGGUCUACAAAUACUUAUUCAUUUGGGCGCACGAUCAACCUCCUGAGACUGACACGGGAGGACUUUUCUUCCCUAAAGCUGUUACUCACCUUUUCGUGGGCAUGUACAUCCAAGAAGUCUGUAUGGCGGCUUUGUUCUUUUUAGCUAGGAACGAUGACCAGAAAGCAAGUGCUAUCCCUCAAGGUGCUUUGAUGAUCGUGUUGAUUGCUUGUACUGUCGCUUUCCAUUUCACAUUGAUCAAUUCCUAUGGUCCACUCAUCAAUUCGCUCCCUCUGUCUCUUGCCCAUUUGAGCUACGGCAUGCCUACAGAAAAGGGGCACGAGCAAAGUUUCAUUGGAGAAGAUUAUGAGGAAGGUGCUCAAAAGCCUGACGCAGAUCCGGAAUUCAACACAUCCAAAGAAAGACUGACUCUUAACGCGGCAGGGCAAGGAAUGUCUCUGAAUGGCAUAACGCCUUCUUCAUCAAACAAUUCACGUGGAAACCAUGUUCCGUCUGGGAUGUAUGGUGGAGAAAAGAGUGUUGAAAAUAGGGAAAGGAUGGAAGAAAUGAACACACCCACUCAAAGAGAUUUCGCUUAUGGUACAAAUGAAGAUGAUGUUGAAAUGGGAAUUAGAACGAAGUUCAACCCAGAUUUCAAUCUGAAUUCGAAACCAAAUGAGAGUAGUCAAAAAGAUGAUUUCACAAUAUCAUCACCCACAGCACCUGGACCACCCAUCACGACGUUCCCAUCUCAUGCAUCUUCAACAGAUAGAGAAAGACCAAAUUCGUUGAGAUCAAGAAGAUCAACAAAGAAUGUGAAUGCAAACAAGAACGCAUCAGGAUCUGAACCUGGAUCGAAAUCAGAAACAUCUGAAACUGUUUAUUUCGCGAUUCCAGGUGGACCAGGUGUUCUCAAUCGACAUUUAGAUGAUGGUAAUGAUCCAAGAGCAUUCUUCCAUCCUGCAACUAAAGAAUCUCAAAGAAUCAUUUGGUUGCCACAAGAUGAUUUAGGUUUGUGUCAAGCUGAAAUUGAGAGGAAUGAGAAAGAAGGUGUUAGAAGUAGUAUGAAGAACGCUUGGUUAAAUGAAAAGGGCAAGGUGCAAAUAUCCGGACCACCCCCUGACGAUCUAUAA